AAUAGGGGGAAAGGGGGAGAUCCUUUUCGUCCUUUAUUGGGUUUUUUUUAAUUUACGGCAUCAUCCUUCGCGAGGGAAGGAAAGCGGUUUCAUCCGAGCUUCAUUGUAACAGAAGCCAAGAGCACGUCGGUGCACUGACGAAGUGAGUACAAUACAGACCGGUCUACUUGAAUCUGCUGCAAGCUGGGAAUAAAAUCGUUACGCUAACUGGGGAGAUGAAACCGGAUGGGGUUGACACGGCAGCUAUGGAGCCUAUGGAAGCAAGAGGAGCAGAGCCCCUGGUGGAGGGAACAGCCACAGAGGAGGAUCCGCAGCAAGACCCUUUACAGUCGCACUCUGACGAAGCGGAGAAGCAGCAGCAACCCGAAAUGCCAGCAGCGCCACCUGCUGUCCAGGAGGGGAACAGCAAGCCAGCGGACACCAAAACAAAGGCGAAGGGCCCAGCCAAAACGAAACCCGGCGCCGCUGCUCUGAAGAGCACAACAGCUGGGCCCGGUUCCCGACCCGGCACGGCGCAGAACCGCUCCGUCAACGGUGUCCAAAAACCCCUGUCAAACGGAGUGCAGAAAAAGGUCAAUGCCGCCGGCCCUGAGAAGAAGCCCGGCACGACUGGCACCAUGACCACCGCGGCGUCCAAAAGGCCGGCCACUACAGCCGCCGCCGGGUCAGCCAAGGUGCCCGCCAGGAGGUCUGGGGGAAGCAGUACCGGGGGGCCGGGCACCGCCGUCUCACCACAGCCCAACAAGAAGGGCCCUGCCGGGGGUCCAACCGAUGGCGGCAAAGCAAAACCCAAAAUGGCUGCCUCCAAACCCGCUGCUGCCAAACCCGACAAGGCCGCCGUUUCCAAAGCAACCAGGCCUGCUGGUGGUCCUCGUCCUACUUCCACGACAACGGCGGGAAAGCCGGUCGUCAACUCCACCACCACCUCCCGACCUGCCACUUCACGACCUACGGCUCCACCUGCUGGCCGUAACACUGCAGUGCAACCCACUAAACCCACACCUUCUGCAAAGAAAGAUGUCAAUAAACCGACUACAGUUCCAGUGAAAAAACCAGCUGCAGCCCCUACCCGCCCCCCCCCCAGCCAAGACUGCAAAAUCCGACGCCCCCAAAACGAGCGCAGCUGCCAGGCCGGAGCCCGCUGCCAAGAGGGCGCUUUCUGCCAACAAGCCGGCAGAUGCCAAAACUAG
Brienomyrus brachyistius is the source of this 1190-nucleotide messenger RNA. RefSeq names its product translation initiation factor IF-2-like. The record is from RefSeq and is a predicted model, not a curated record. The coding region runs from base 216 to 1190 and encodes 324 amino acids. The transcript is spliced from 5 exons. Lineage: Eukaryota; Metazoa; Chordata; Actinopteri; Osteoglossiformes; Mormyridae.